AUGACUGCAGAAGACGUUCAACCAAGUAAUAGAGAAGAGCAAGCCUAUCUUGAUCUUUGUCGGGAUAUUAUUGAAAAUGGCGAAAUCAGACCAGAUAGAACUGGAACCGGAACAAAAUCAUUGUUUGCACCUCUACAGCUUCGUUUUGAGUUGUCAAAUGACAACUUCCCGCUAUUAACAACAAAAAGAGUGUUUUUAAAAGGAAUAAUUCAUGAACUAUUAUGGUUCAUCAAUGGAUGCACUGAUGGUAAAAAGUUAUCCGAAAAAGGAGUAAAAAUUUGGGAAGGAAAUGGUUCUCGUGAGUAUCUUGAUAAAAUUGGUCUUAAAAAUAAUAGAGAAGGGGACCUUGGGCCUGUUUAUGGGUUUCAAUGGAGACAUUUUGGUGCUGAAUAUACCGAUUGCGACGCAGAUUACAGUGGUAAAGGUGUUGACCAGUUGGCUGAUGUGAUAUGGAAAUUGAAAAACAAUCCUUAUGAUAGAAGAAUUAUAAUGUCUGCUUGGAAUCCACCAGAUUUUCCAAAGAUGGCUUUACCACCAUGCCAUGUUUUCAGCCAAUUUUAUGUUAAUUUUCCUCCUGGGGGUUCUAAACCCAAAUUGAACUGUCUACUCUACCAAAGAUCUUGCGAUAUGGGACUUGGUGUGCCUUUUAAUAUUGCGUCAUACACUUUAUUAACAAAAUUAAUAGCAAUGGUGUGUGAUAUGGACUGUGGAACUUUUACACAUACAAUGGGUGAUGCUCAUGUUUAUAAUGACCAUAUUGAUGCAAUUCGCGAACAAUUGAAAAGAGUGCCCAGAACCUUUCCUAAACUUAUAAUAAAAAGAAAAGUGAAUGAUAUUGAUGAUUUCAAGUUUGAAGAUUUUGAAAUAGUCGAUUAUAACCCUUACCCAAAAAUUUCAAUGAACAUGAGUGUUUAA
Ascoidea rubescens DSM 1968 is the source of this 915-nucleotide messenger RNA. RefSeq names its product thymidylate synthase (gene CDC21). Bases 1 to 915 code for a protein of 304 amino acids. Gene Ontology annotation, molecular function: thymidylate synthase activity. Gene Ontology annotation, biological process: dTMP biosynthetic process. Gene Ontology annotation, cellular component: mitochondrion; cytosol. The transcript has a single exon. The record is from RefSeq and is a predicted model, not a curated record. NCBI's taxonomy places the organism in Eukaryota, Fungi, Ascomycota, Saccharomycetes, Ascoideales, Ascoideaceae.